Molecule: messenger RNA, 1203 nt
Organism: Ogataea philodendri
Lineage: Eukaryota; Fungi; Ascomycota; Pichiomycetes; Pichiales; Pichiaceae
Exons: 1
Coding region: 1-1203 (400 amino acids)
Biological process (GO): protein localization to phagophore assembly site; nucleophagy; protein lipidation
Cellular component (GO): phagophore assembly site membrane; extrinsic component of membrane; fungal-type vacuole membrane
Molecular function (GO): phosphatidylinositol-3,5-bisphosphate binding; phosphatidylinositol-3-phosphate binding; protein binding
Source: RefSeq, a predicted model, not a curated record
AUGUCGGUCCAGUGUCUCUCUUUCAACCAGGACUACUCGUGUCUGGCGGUGGGGUUCGAUACCGCCUACAAAGUGUACAACUGCGAGCCGUUCGGCGAGUGUUUCGACAAGACCGACGAUGGGGGCGCAAAGCUCGCAGAGAUGCUCUUCUCCACGUCGCUGAUCGCCGUGGUGGGGCUGGGCGAGCGCCCGUCCACCACCAUGCGCAAGCUCAAGAUCAUCAACACCAAGCGCAAGGCUGUGAUUUGCGAGCUCUCGUUCCCGACGCCGAUUCUGUUUGUCAAGAUGAACCGCAAACGGCUGAUUGUGGUGCUUGUUGAUCAAUUGUUCAUCUACGACGUGUCGUGCAUGAAGCUGUUGCACACGAUCGAGACCGGUGCAGAGGUGUCUGAGCGGGUGAUCUGCGACCUGAGCUCGAGCGACGACAGCGUGCUUGUUUUCCAGUCCGGCUCGUCCCAGGAACAGCCCGGUCCGGAUCAGUCGUCUGUGCAGACGGGAACGCUCGGCACCACCAUGGGCACGGUUGUGCUGUUUGACGCGCUCAAUAUCCAGCCGUUGAACGUGAUCCAGUGCCACAAGUCACCUCUGCAACGGAUCGCCAUUUCCAAAGACGGGAAACUGCUGGCCACGGCCAGUGUCAAGGGCACCAUCAUUCGCGUUUUCCGCGUGGCAGACGGUAAGAAGGUGCACGAGUUCCGUCGCGGGAGCUACUCGGCCCACGUCUCGUGUCUCAGCUUCAACGUCGAUAGUACAAUGCUCUGCUGCUCCUCGAACACAGGAACCGUACAUUUCUUCAGGCUCGAGCCACUGGGCACCAAGUCGUCCGCAGACUCGAUCAGCACAGAGUCGGACAACCCCGAGUCGUUGCCCGAGGAACACAGCAUCACCGAAGAGGAAUCGAACGAAAUUAAUAGACUCAUCAACACGCAGCUCGGCGUGCGAACCGCGUCGGGCCGCAAGAAGAGCGCAGAGUCGUUGAAGAACUUCAUCUGGUCCAAGUCGAAAACGUACCUUCCGUCGCAGAUCAACUCGAUUUUGGAGCCCAAACGCGAUUUCGCGUUUCUCAAGCUCAACGUCGAGGUGGAGAGCGUGGUCGGGCUCGUGGACGGCAACUGCUACGUGGCCACCAAGUCGGGCGAUUUCCUCGUCUAUUCUGUGCAACCAGGAGAGUGUGUGCUGCUAAAACAUUACAAAAUAGAAUGA